AUGACUAGUCUCACUGCUAAGGACAAAGACGCUGUCAAAGCCUUCUGGGCCAAGGCAGCUACCAAAGCUGAUGACAUCGGACAUGAUGCACUGUGCAGGAUGCUGGCAGUAUACCCUCAGACCAAGACCUACUUCUCCCACUGGAAGGACUUGAGCCCCGGCGCUGCCCCGGUGAAGAGGCACGGAAUGGUUGUGAUGAAAGGAGUUGCUGAGGCUGUGAGCAAGAUCGACAACCUGACUGCUGGUCUCCUGACCCUCAGUGAGCUGCAUGCCUUCACUCUGCGAGUGGACCCUGCCAACUUUAAGAUUCUCUCCCACAACAUCCUUGUGGUCAUGGCCAUCUUGUUCCCCAAUGACUUCACUCCUGAGGUCCACGUGGCUAUGGACAAGUUCCUGGCUGCUUUGGCCCUGGCCCUGUCUGAAAAGUACCGAUAA
Molecule: messenger RNA, 435 nt
Organism: Melanotaenia boesemani (Boeseman's rainbowfish)
Lineage: Eukaryota; Metazoa; Chordata; Actinopteri; Atheriniformes; Melanotaeniidae
Product: hemoglobin embryonic subunit alpha
Exons: 3
Coding region: 1-435 (144 amino acids)
Biological process (GO): hydrogen peroxide catabolic process; oxygen transport
Cellular component (GO): hemoglobin complex; haptoglobin-hemoglobin complex; blood microparticle
Molecular function (GO): heme binding; peroxidase activity; oxygen binding
Source: RefSeq, a predicted model, not a curated record